GCUACGUUGGUUGAUGAUUUGCAUUUUGAUAUCUGGGUGAUGAAGCAACACCGUGUUAAGGAAUCUUGGGUAAAACAAUUCUCCUUUGAUCCCUAUUUUCUUGGUGGACCCCCAAGAUUUUACACAGUUAUAUGUGCACUGAAGAAUGGUGGGAUCCUGUUGCAGAGUGAAGACAGAUCUCUGGUUUCUUAUGAUCCUGUGGAAAACAGAUUCAAGACUCUUCAAAUAAGUGGGUUAUCAUAUUGGUUCCGGCCACUUCCUUUUCUACCUUCUCUUUUGUCAGCAAAGGCAACCAUGAAUUUGCAACUUUAGCUCUCUCUAUUGAAUCAACCCUUUUUCUGUAAGACUACUACUAGUUUUUAGUUUGUGUUGAAUCUUUCAUCAUCAAUGCAUCAGUAACAGUCGUGUUAUUUACAAUCUCCUUAAGAUGGCUCAGAAUCUAUGGUUGCUAAUGACGAAAAGGGACCAAAAAUUGAAUGAACAUUACGAGUUUCU
This is a messenger RNA of Rubroshorea leprosula, 495 nucleotides long. Lineage: Eukaryota; Viridiplantae; Streptophyta; Magnoliopsida; Malvales; Dipterocarpaceae. The record is from the annotation of a GenBank genome assembly.